This is a messenger RNA of Penicillium salamii, 1326 nucleotides long. The record is from the annotation of a GenBank genome assembly. Lineage: Eukaryota; Fungi; Ascomycota; Eurotiomycetes; Eurotiales; Aspergillaceae.
AUGUCCUCUGGCACGCUAUUUAUCCGAGAUUCGCGCACCGACACGAACUAUGAGAUCCCCAUCCAGCGAAACUCAAUUCGAGCAACCGAUUUGCAGCGCAUCAAGUCGAAUCCAAUGGGAUCUGAUCGUGCAGACCAAGUUAGUUGCGGGCUACGUGUCCACGACCCGGGCUUGCAAAAUACUGCCGUGACCAACUCGGCCAUCAGCUUUUCCGACCAUGAGCGGGGUCAAUUGUUAUAUCGUGGGUACACUCUUGAGCAACUAUGGGGGGCUGACUUCGAGGAAAUGUUUUAUCUCCUGCUAUGGGCGAAGUAUCCUACACACAUUCAGCGCGAAAAGCUCCGCCAGCGGCUGGCGCAGUACAUGCAAGAAGUUCCCGAAAUAGUGCAUCAGAGCAUUAUGAAUCUUCCGCGAACCACCAGUCCACUGCCACUGAUCCUUGCAGGGCUGUCUGCUUACCUGGCAAUUUUACCCGAUGUCAUCCCGGCGAAUGGCAAGGCGACGAUAUACCGAACCGAUAUAGCACGAGCCGAUCAAGUGAUCCUUCAAACCGUGGCAGCUUACGCCGUGAUAUUUGGGGUUGUUCGCAGCCACCGACUUGGGAAUACUUGGAGGCCCCCCUCUCUCAAUAAAUCCUACUAUGAGAAUUUGUUCACCAUGGCUGGUCUAGUUGAUCAGGCGAGUAAAACCCCAGAUCCUGUCCGGGUGUCCUGUUUCCGUCGUUUUGGAAAUCUCAACGCUGAGCAUGGGAUGGCGUUGAGUGUUUUCACAGCAUUGGUGACAGCAUCCUCUCUGACGGAUCCAGUGUCGUGUCUGAUAGCUGCGGUAGCUGCAGCUCAUGGACCCUUGCAUUUCGGGGCCACUGAGUCUGCCCAGCGCACUCUGGCCGCUAUUGGCGACCCGAAAAAUGUCCCGGCUUUCAUGGACAACGUGAGAGCAGGAAAGGAAAAGUUGUUCGGUUUUGGCCAUCGCACUUACAAAGCAAUGGACCCGCGUGUGGAUCCUAUCCGAAGUAUUCUCAGUGAUCUGAGAGACGUUAAUCAGCCUCUCCUAAAUAUUGCCGAGGCAAUCGAGGAAGUGGCAGAGCACGAUGAAUACUUUCAUAAGCGGGGAUUGUUUCCCAAUGCAGACUUCUACGGCAACUUUGUGUUUACUGGGAUUGGAUUUGAGCCGGAUAUCAUUCCAGCAGCUAUGCUUGUCCAUCGCAUUAUGGGCAUUAUGGCCCAUUGGAGAGAGUAUACUGUCAAUCGAGGCAAACUCUUCCGACCAACCCACCUCUAUACAGGUUGUGCAGAGCCGAUGAUGAAUCCCAUGGCCAAGAUAUAG